AUGAGCCCCGUGGCAUUAAUGCUAGGCUUGAAGACCUUGUGGGUUUUGGCUUUUUCCUCUCUUUCCAACACGCUGGCGGUGAAUAACAGCGGCCGAUGGUGGUAAGUGCGCUUUACGCGCUGUGCGCCUUUGGGGAGCCUUUCCAAAUUCGAAGAGCCUGGGGAGGGGAAUCAAAUCCGCCUCGGCCCGGCUCCCACGGAGGUGACCUGCGACUCCCCACUCCUGGUGUUGCUGGCAGAGCUUCGGGAAGCUGCGCCAAGUGCCCAGGUGGAUGAGCAGAGCAAGAACCCAAGGCGCGCUCACAGGGGGCGCACGCUCGGCGAGCCGCCCGGACCUGGUUUGCCCUGUAAGAUUCCCGACCGCAGGCACGUUGUAUCGCCUGGCCCUUUGCUGUGGAAUCCUGAUCUAGCUAAAGACCAGGGCAUCUGCAUACGCCUGAGAGAGGCAUCCUCGUGGUACAAGACAUAUAGGGCAGAAAAAGACAUAGGGCUUAAACUAGCCUUCACUGACACCCCAAGGCGCCUUUGGCAACUGAGGUCAGCGGAUGGGUCUAAUUUGGAAGUGUGAUAGCGUACAGGUGUGCUGCAGUAGUUUCUUUUAGAAAAGUGACGACGACGGUGAUGAUGAUGAUGCUAUUGCUGCUGCUGUUACAGCUACAGUGAUGGUUAAUUAAGGGCAGGAAAGUGUGUCUUAUCAUUUGUAAGCUGCCAUGAGUCCCUGUGAGGGGCAAAAGGUAGGGUAUCAAAUACAUAUAUAAUACAGUACAUAAUAAUAAUAAUCUACUGUACUGUUUGCACUGGUGCUGUGGCACAGCUAUAUGUUACUUCAUUUAUUGUUGCAUAAUUACUAUGAGUUAUAUUAAUAUUUCUUCCUAUACUAGUACUUUCAUUUUUACUUUUAGAUGCUUAGUCUCCCCAUAACAAUAUUUAGGGGCAGGUACUGCAACCCAUUAAUCCUUAAUCAUAGCCUUGGGAGAAAGAUCAUUUCCAUUACCACUACCAUUCCCAGGGGGGCUGCUUAAGGGUGUCCUUGAGAAUUAAAUCUCAAAUCUGCAAGAAUUAAAUGAAUUCCCAAUUAAAUCAGAAUUAAAUAACAAGCCUGCACUUCUUUAGCAUGGUCCACAUGUGCUUCUGACCAUUUUACAUGUGAGUAUAGGCAUUUGCAAUGUGAAUGGGCAUUCUGGCCUUUACACUCAUCUUAAAAACUCUGUUGUGUUAAGACUUAUGUGUGAAUCCCGCAGUCUAGCUCUAAUCUGUAUAAUUUGUUCAGUGUAUUAAUUAUCACUGGCUCACUCUGUUGUACAGCUUGCCAAGCUAGUUGCUUGGAGCACCGGCAUUUUCAGAGGCAUUAAAAAGCAUUGCAUGGUCUCAGAGCAUGAAGCACUUUAGGAUCUUUGGCAUGUUGCAGGUAUCAGGUGCAUGGAAUCUGAGGCUGCGCGCACAUGCCCAUUUACUUGGCAUCCAGUGCACUCCCCCCACUGGUUUGCGAAGCAGUAGACACACAGCUUUAGUCACAAUCCAUAUCUAUCCUGAUUUUAAGUUUGUAACAUGUACACAGAAUUAGAUUAGGUUAGAAGGGCGGCUGCUUGGUGCGUAUCUACAGCUAUGGAUAUGAAAAUAAAGUGUGUAUUCUGCUGGGAUAGCUCUAGGUCUCUGCCUGCCUCCUCCUCUAAAUGCAAACCUGAACAGUUAGCAGAAUGCCCAGCUCCCAAUACUCCACCCACAUAGCUUGCUGUGUGCUGAAAUACUGACCCCUACUAGGAGGUAAGCAUCAGAAGUUGACGAUGCAGUUGGGAAAUGCCCAGUUUUCAGAUUUCCUUAGUAGUCUGUGUGGCCUGGAGCUGCACAAGUACCAACUUUCAAAUUUCUGGGUUGCUUACUGGUACCUAAAACUGAGGGCACAGAUUUCAUGCUUCCUAUCAUUAGGGAAAGACUUAUAAAUGCCUUUACAACUUUCACAGUAAUCAGCAUAUGAUGGGUUGUGUGUGUUGACAGAUUCAUUUUCUCGGUCAACUUGAAGCACCGUAAUUAUUUGGGGAUGCACCAUCAGCUCCCUGUUUUGAAGGAGAGAAGUACAAUGUCCCACGUUUCAAAUUAUUUCUGGAACUGGAGUGUCUUGGAUGACAUGUGUACCCAAUUUCAGAGUUCUAACUCAUCGGAAAGUACCUUAGGAAUCUACUGCUCCAACUCGCAGUGUGUGAGUCAGUGAGGCCCAAAUGUCUUUAAUACUACUAGUAAAUGAAGCCUGCAUUCUUCAAGCAUAGCUAUAUGUCCCUUGUUAAUAAGUCCUCUGCAAGCCCCACAUCCAAAUCUGAGGAUGCCAUGGAAGUCCUACAGACCAAUAGGCUGUCUUAUAGAGCAUGUGGCUUGGCUUGAUCUAAGUUAGAAUUCUGGUCUUUUCUGAAAAGGAAACUCUGUGCUCCAAGCUUUGACCAGAAGGUGCAAAAAAAGUCUCCCUUCUCCCCCCCACCCCACCUCACAUAUCUUGGAAAAUAUUUUUAAAAUAUAUGUUCCUCAGAUGCUUUUCUAGUAAUUCCAAUGUCUUGGGCUGUGUGAAUGCCAAAUUUAGGUUUCCUGGAAGAAUCUUCAUUAUUGUAUGGGUCUAUUUGAGACACCGUUUUGCGAUAGAAUUGUAUAAAUGUUCUACUUUGGGAAUUUUUCUGGCAAUCAAGGUCUCUUUCACCAGGUGUAUCAAAUUUUUAGGACUGUAACUCAUCAGGAAGUAUCCUAACAGUUUUAAUACAUCUGUGAGUCAUUCACUGAAUCCGUCUAUCUAUCUAUGUGAGACACUCGUUAGUAAUAAACCGCAAAGCAGAAUCAACAGAGCAACAAAUCUGAUUUAAUGUUUAUGGAUAUCAGGAAUAAUCUAUAGACUGAAAGCAGGAGGCACAUAGGACUGCUUGCUGUUUACUUUUACGCAAUACUUAGGAAUGUUCACAGCCAGCUCCAUUAAUUUUGUUUUGUUUUUAUCCUGCAUUUCAGAUACAAAAGCAACCCCCUCAGCAUUUUAAAAUAAUAUAAAAUAGCUUUAAACAAGAAAAAGUACAAUCAGUAGCAGCAAUACACACCAACAAUUUGCACCAGAUCAGCCAUUCAGCCAAAUGCUUUCUGUAAUUGUACGGUCCUUGAAGAAAACUUCCUUAGGUCUCACGGAACAUCGCCUCUUGUGGAAGCUUAAUCCACAGAGCAGGUGCCGUGACCUAUUGCAGCUUCCCUUCUUUUCAGACUCAACACACUGAGAGGGAGGCUGCUGCACAUGGCAUGUGUACAAUGUGUGUGGUGCUUCUUACCAUGUAGAUGCUCUUCAUCCUGUGGUCAGUAGCAGCGCCAGUCCAAGCUGCUGCCAGGAAUGUGUGGUAUGUGGUGCUCUGCGCAUGAGGCACAAGAUCCAGGUGGCCAGUAGCACUACAAAUUGCGGCCACUGUGGGGAGAAGUCGCCACACAGGUGCCGUUUGCAGUCUCCUCCACUGGAUGGGGCAUGAGGUACAGCUUGACCCUUAGAAUGUGCAGCAUAGAUCUGUAAUUAUGUUGCUAUUGUUAUUUCUGAUUAACAACAAACAAACAAACAAACAAACAAACAAACAUAUAUUCUAUUCAGCUUCACAUAUUAGGGUUGCAUGAUAAAGAAUUAUGAAAUCAUGAAUGGUAUGGAGUGAGGAGAGAGAGAGAGAAAUUGAUUGAUUCUUGGCGUUACCCAGGAAAGUUAAUUGGCAGUGGGAGGUUCACAGCCAACAAGCUGCAUAUUCCUGCAUUGCUGCGGGUUGGACUAGAUGAUCCUUAGGGUCCCUUCCGACUCUAUGAAAAGGAAUUGCUUCACACAGUGUAUCACUACUGUGCGGGAACUCACCACCAACAGAUGUAGUGAUAGCAACUAGAUUAAAGGUUGCUGUCAACUUUCCCCUUUUUUAAGGGAAAUUCCCUUAUUCCGAAUAGGAUUCCUCGCAAGAAAAGGGAAAAGUUGACAGCUAUGCCCUGGCCAUUAGGUCCAGUUGCGGACGACUCUGAGGUUGUGGCUCUCAUCUUGCUUUACUGGCCGAGGGAGCCGGCAUACAGCUUCUGGGUCAGGUGGCCAGCAUGACUAAGCCGCUUCUGGUGAACCAGAGCAGCGCACGGAAAUGCUGUUUACCUUCCCGCCGGAGUGGUACCUAUUUAUCUACUUGCACUUUGUCGUGCUUUCAAACUGCUAGGUUGGCAGGAGCAGGGACUGAGCAAUGCGAGCUCACCCCGUCGCGGGGAUUCGAACCGCUGACCUUCUGAUCAGCAAGCCCUAGGCUCUGUGGUUUAGACCACAGCGCCACCUGCAUCCCUAUAGCAACUAGAUUAUUUGGCUUUAAAUUUUAUUUUAAAGUGUGAGAGCAAGUUAAUGGAGGAUUGUUAUAUCAGUGUGUAUUAGCCAUGGCAGCUAAAUGGAAUCACUACUAGUUGUAGAACUAAUCCACUGCUUGGGGCUGAAGGAGGAGGUAGAGUACUUGCAAGAAAGGUGCAGAAACUUUGGACAACUCUGCACUGAUCCUGCUAUGUAGACCCUUGACUGCCACUUGGGCUAGUGAGUUAUAUGUUGCUAAUGUGUUUUUUGUGGGAUUUGCUAGGUAAUUCUGUAGUCUUUCUCCUUGGAUGAAAUAGAAAGGAAAGGAAGGAAAUUCUCGCUCAAUAUUUAUCACAUUUCCAGCAUGCAAAACGCCCCUAAUGGCAAACAUGUAUGGCAUUUCCUUUUGGGUUGCUCUUUAGAAGUAUAGCGUGUCCCUGGCUAGAAAUGGGAACACUCUGCCUUCCUCGUGUUUAAUAACUAGACCAGGACUGGGGAACCUGUGGCCUUGAGACCCCUGACAUUAUUGAACACGUUGUCUGAGGCUGAUGGAGAACUAGACUAAGUCCCCAACUACAUGACUCAGUAUCAAUGGCUCUGUACCACAUCCAAUUCUUUCUUUAAAAAAAUAAAUAAAUCAUCUGUAGACUUCAGGAGCUGUUUCCAUUUUUAAUAUUUCAUUCAUUCAUUCAUUGAUACAUACCCCAUCUUUUCCCCUGCCAAGUGGCAGACCUUGGGGUCUCAAAUUUCAAUGGCACCCUGUGCAACACCAGAAUUUGUCACCCCUGCCUCUCAUGCUCUGUUCUAAAUAAUAGUUGCGGCAUCCCCUGCAGUUCCCCCUGAGACUCUGCGCCCAGUGCGACUGAACCAGUUGCACUCCCCUAAAUCUACCUCUGCCCUGACGGGACUCGAGGCGGUUGCUCAUUAAGGUCAUCAACAGAGGCCGCCUUAUGGGACUUGCCAGUGUCUGAAGCGUAUUUAGUUGGGGCUACGGUAAGAGGUUUCUUUGUAGGUUUGCCCAGGCUCUGGAACUCCCUGUGCAGGCAACUCCAUCUUACUUCCUCUUUGAUGACCUUCCGCCAAAUUGCAAAGUUGGUUCUUUUAAGAAAGGCAUCUGACGGAUAGGAAGCUGGUUACGGUCUCCCUCUGGUAUGUUAUGGUUGAUUGUCCUGAUACUUUCGGCAGUGAGGUUAAUCUGUAGGAAGUUUUAAUUCCAAACUUUAAAAAUUAUUUUGUAACACCACUUUUAUGCUGCUUGAUAGUGAAUAGCUCCUUUCAUGUGGCUGUUUGCUAUUAUUAUUGGUUUUAAGCAUUGUCAGAUACCUCAAUCAUCCUUUAUGGAGUGUGGUUCCCCCCCCCCCAAAGGUUUUAAAUAAGCAUGCAGUGGUUUGUAGCAUUUCACAGCAUUCAACAGUUCACAAGCAAUGAUAUUUAGUAUUUGACAGGUGGCAGUGAAUGAGAUUUUACAUUUGAUGCCUAUGAAAACAGUCAGAAGAUGCCAAUAAGUCCCUCAGCUGAUGUAAAUAUCCGUGUUCAAUGCUGCAAGAAAUUUGAAUGUGCCGUUUCACACAUCAAAAUUUGUGUGUCAGAAUUUGAACUUUCUGCUUAAACCCUUGCCGUUCUGUGACUGCAGGGGAAUCAUCAAUGUGGCCUCAUCCACCAACCUGCUGACGGACUCCAAGAACGUGCAGCUGGUGCUGGACCCUUCUCUGCAGCUGCUGAGCCGCAAGCAGCGCAAGCUCAUCCGCCAGAACCCAGGCAUCCUGCACAGCAUCAGCAGCGGCCUGCAGAGUGCCAUCAAGGAGUGCAAGUGGCAGUUCCGCAACCGCCGCUGGAAUUGCCCCACCACACCAGGGCCAAACAUUUUUGGCAAGAUUGUCAACAGAGGUAAGGAGGUGACAGGAGACGGAGACUGGGCCAUAGGAGUCCUGGGGCGGGGAUCCAUUUGCUUAUAUAGAAUGAACCCGGUGCAGCCGAGAUUGUGUUCUUGCCCACCCAUUGGAGCAAGAGAAUAAAGAAUCCCAGAUGAUUGGUUCACCACAAUCUGAAAAGCUCUAUUUCUCUUCUUCUGCUUGGUUGAAUCAAUAACCAUGUGCUCUUUCACAUCUGUCUCCCCCAGUCUAGACCAGGGCUGUCCAGAUGCUGGACUCCCAACUCCAUAAUCUCUGACCUUUGGCCAUAGUGGCUGGGAUUAAGGAGACCUGGGGGGCCACGGAUUCCCCACCCCUGGUAUAAAUGAAAGUCUGUUACAACCAAAUGAGCAGAUUUCUUAUGCAAUCUGCUACAAGAAGUAAUGCAAGGAAGUGUACAGACUACUUUGCAUUUCAUGAUAUUUGUGUUCUGCUUCCCAGUGUUUUGUAUGUGUGAUGCAAGCUUGUGUGACUCAUUAACAAAGGAUAAGCUUUUGCACCACUGCUGCCCCAUUGACUGUUCUUCCCUCCUCUUUCACAAUCAGAGCUUCUUUUCAUUUUUGCUUAAAAACAUUAUAAAUCCACACGGCAGCUGUUCAAGUUCCUCCUUAUGAGGGGAGAGAACUAGAGACUACUGGGAUAUUUUUCAUUUUAAAAUAUCUAUUUAAAUCAUGGUAGCUAAUCUGACUCUGGCCCUCCAGAUGUUGCUGUACUACAGAUAUUUGCAUUCGCCAUAGACCCCCAGCCCAGUUAGUGAUGAUCACAAGAAAUACUUCAAGGGCGCGCGAUGCAAGUCUUAGCAUGCACACCAGUUUCCCAGACUGCCUGAGACCAAUACAGGCCACUCUAACCUUUACCUUUACUUUACCUAAACUUCCUGAAAUGAGAGUGGGAAAUGUGUAAUCAAAAGCAGGAAUUAGGUGGGACAAGUCAUUAAGUUACCCAAGUCAAGCCUGGGCUAUUGCUGUCUAGUGUUAACUAGAAGAGCAAGAUAGCCUCACCUGCCCCAGGUGCAUCCUUAUUCGGAAUGCAAAAUAAGCAUGAGAAUAGAAGCAUUGUUGUUGAAAGUGUUAAAAUAUGUGUCACGAGGAUAUUGUCUUCAUAGUGGUGCAGCAACAAAACUGCUAGCACAUUUGCAAAGCUAAGUAGAGUCUGCUUUGGUUUCAGAUUGGAUGGGGAACCAUGCGUUGAAAUUCCUGGGUUGGACUAGAUGACCCUUGGAGUCCCUUCCAGCUCUAGAGUUCUGUGAUUCUACGAUUCAUUACAAACAUUACGCAUGUUGUCAAAAUAUCCAGUGUAAGGAUUAGCAUCUUUUGUUGAACACCUGUUUGCUUAUAGGUUUUGAUGGUCAGUUUGGUUGACGUUCUGUAAGCUGGCUUGCUCUGUGGGUUUUGGUGGCUAGAAUAUGUCUCUUCCAUAAGCAUUGCAGUGUGACCACCCAGAGACACCAGUUCAAGCAUGGAGACGCCAGUUCAAGCAGCCUGUGGUGGGAUAGGUGUUUGUUUGAAGGGGGUCCAGAUAAGUGCUGUUUGCUUUAGGUUGAAUUGGUGUCAUUUUAUAAACUUAACAUUGUCUGCCUUGGAGCGUGCCUGCUCCCCCAUGCUCCAUGUAAAUCAGGGGGUGAUUAACAUGGGGAAGGUCUGUCCCAUCUUGCCUCAGGCCACCCCCACCCCACCCACCUCCUCUGAGGCCUCACUUCCCAGGCAUGCAGAGCUUGCAGGUUUCAGGAAGGGGUUCACAAGAUUCUUCAGGCACCUGGAAGCCGCAGUUGCUUCUCCUUGCAUCUCUAGCAGCAGGGAGUGGGCAGGGCACCCACUGCGACCACAAGAUCUCGCCAGAAGCUGCUGCCACUGCUUUUCCUUGCUUCUCCAGCUGUGGCGGCAGGGGCAGAUGGGGCACCCAUGGUGAUGCCGCCCCUUGGGAUUCUGCCACCCAAGGCAGCUGCCUCAUGACUAACCGAUGGCUCUCCAGAUUAAUAACAUCUGGAGCUGGGCUCCAGAUCUCAAAGGCCAAGGAUGAUGGCAGCUGUAGUACAGCAACAUCUGGAGGGCCAGAGUCAGAUUAGUUACCAUGAUUUAAAUAGAUAUUUUAAAAUGAAAAAUAUCCCAGUAGUCUCUAGUUCUCUCCCCUCAUAAGGAGGAACUUGAACAGCUGCCCCAGAACUUUCUGGUGCUUGGGAAACUGGAAGAAUUUGCACACAAAUGAAGCACUACAACCUGUCAGAAGGCUCCCUAGUCGCCUUGAAUUUAUUCAGUGUGGGGGGAAGUGCCAUGAAGCUCUGGAAACUACCAUGGGUUCCCAAUUCAUGUAUUGAAAGUGUCUUCUGGUUCCCUGUCAUUAUUAUUAACCAACAGCCUUGUACUCACAGUUGCUUGGGAAUUCUAAGAAACCAAAAAUCAGUUUUGGAAUCAGUGAUUAAAAUCAGUACACUUUUGAAAGGUUCAGUUUCUUAAGAGGAGUCCAAAUGCAUAACGAACAGAGAAACUACAGUACAUUCCAAAAUGUAUAGCAGUUGCCCCACCAUUUCUUCAAGGAGCAUAGGGUAGCAUGCAAGACCCCUUAUUUUGUCUUCGCAACAACCCUUUGAGGUAGGUUGCUCUAAGAGAGGGCAGCUGGCCCUUGUGAACUUCCUUCCCAGCUGGGGAUUUGAACCUGAGUUUUCCCCAUCCUAAUCUGACACACUAACCAUUAUUUCACCUUGGCUAUCAUCGCUGCCUCAUCCUGGUUAGGAUGGCUUGUGGUGCCACAGUGGUGCUCUAUGCUGGUGAGAGGGACACACACACACACACACACAGAGAGAGAGAGAGAGAGAGAGAGAGAGAGAGAGAGAGACCCUUGGAAACCAGAGGAGGCAGUUUAAGUGCACCGCUCCUGUGUGCAAAAAGUUUCCUUCUAUUAUCAGCGCAUAAACAUAGCACACAGCUGGGAUUUGUACACCAGGCAUCAUGUAUUAUUUUGGUUUUUAAUAGUCAGUAAUUGUUAUUAUUUUCCUCUCCGUAUGAAGAGGAAAGACAUUCCUUUCCCACAAACUCUCAGACUCUUUAGCAUGCCUCUUCUUGCUCUCCUUUCCCAGCUAAAGAAUUUUUUUAAUGGGUUGCAGCAUUUAGCCAAUCAAUCUUUUCAAUUCUUUGAUUCGAAAAGAUGCUCCCAAUUAAUCAGGAAGCAGGUUUUUAAAAGUGACUGCUCUCCUUUUGUAUAAGAAAGAGGGGAGACUUUUCCGAGAUAGUACCAUCACACACAUCUUGUAAGCACAAAAUCGAGAUUGUACGGCAAGGAUUGGGGAACCUGAUGCACUCCAGAUGUUGCUAAACUACAACUCCCAUCAUCCCUGACCACUGGGCCAUGCUGGCUGGCUGGACUGACAGGUGCUGGAGUCCAACAACAUCUGGAAUGCCACACAUUCCCCACCCCUACUGUAGGCACACUGGAUUGUAACGCCAAGCUUUCCCCAUGUUCAUUGCAACAUCUGGCUUAGUUUGCUUGUAUGAAUAACCUAUCUCAGCGUAGUUUAGCAGGCUACCUACUAUCAGUUUAUUAUAACAGUUUUGGUUGGAUUAUGCAAGGUGAACUGUGGAUGGAGUUUGGCAGUUGGAUAUAACUACCUCCCAAGUAUAGUGAUGGCAAGGAGACUCUCAUGGCUGUUUGGUCCCUGCCGGUAAUUGUCUUGUGAACAGGGCAGGGCAAAAACAGGGUCUUGGGAUCCUUCUGGUUUGUGGGACAGGGAUGGACGGCAGGAUGUUGCGAUUCUAUGAUUCUACGAUAAAAAUCCUUUUGGUUUUCUGAUUUUUAUGGGUAUUCUUCUGGCUGUGUCAAUAAAAGUUCCCUUUGCAAGGUGCCUCCAUCUUCCUAAAUGUGAAGAGGGAGAGAAAAUACUUAGACUCAAAGAAUUGUAGAGUUGGAAGGGACCACGAGGGUCAUCUAGUCCAACCCCCUGCAAUGCAGGAAUCUUUUGCCCAACCUGGGGCUUGAACCCAUAACCCUGAGAUGAACAGCCUCACGCUCUACCAACUGAGCUAUCCCAGGGGAUACUUGAUGAAUGAGGCAGCAGCUGUUAUUUGUGCCAGCAGUGAUGUUGAUCUCCAGGCAUGUGCUGGGGUGGCCCUUAUUCUGAACGGGGAGAAAUGAACUGUGGACUCUGAUGCUGCGUGCUGACAUGCCAUAUCUCCCCCUCCCAUCUCCCACCUCCAGGUUGCCGCGAAACAGCUUUCAUCUUUGCCAUCACCAGCGCUGGCGUCACCCACUCUGUGGCCCGCUCCUGCUCCGAGGGCUCCAUCGAAUCCUGCACCUGCGACUACCGCCGGCGUGGCCCAGGGGGUCCUGACUGGCACUGGGGGGGCUGUAGCGACAAUGUGGACUUCGGCAGGGUCUUUGGACGAGAGUUCGUGGACUCCAAUGAGAAGGGGCGGGACCUGCGUUUCCUGAUGAAUUUGCACAACAAUGAAGCAGGACGUCUGGUAGGAAGUGAGAGAGCAUGUGGGCGAGGAAGUGUAGACAAAGCUGUGUAUGUGCUUGCAGGGGUGUGUGUGUGUGUAGAUUGCUGUGUUUGCAGCACCAAACCAACUUCCCCAGGGUGCAAGCCUGGGUGGUGUGUAUGGAGGUCCUGGGAUGCCAGAAGGAGGUGUUCAAGGUGCCAUCCAACCGUCUUAGGGACUCCACUCCUUAGCCUUUUCUUCUCCCAAAGAUAUCCUGCAAGGCACCAGAGGUUUAGGACCAGAGUUUUCCUUCUUGUAGAUGGGCUACCUUCCCAGGUUGAUGAGCCUCAUUUGCACUACAGCACAUGCAGAAACCCACAUCUCAGCUGCAAUAUUAAUACUGGGCUGGGCUGCUGUAAGCCAUUUUCUUUCCACGAUGGGGAUAAUGGAUCACAGUGGCAUAGGCAGGAUUUUUUUAACAUGUUGAAAAGCAAACAAAAAUACGAGUAAGACCACAGUUAGAGAGAAUGACCACCUAUUGUGUGUAGACUAGGGGAUGCCAUUCACACAACCAUUUUUCACAUGGUGAAGUCAGCAACAGCUGACUUUUGCUGUUAUCUGAGCUAUCAAACUGUUCUUGUGAGUGUUUCAACAUGUGUCUAGACUCUAGACCAUAAUUCACUCUGUCCUGACCCCACCAAAAAAACGUGGAAAAAUGGCUUUCAAUCAAGAGCGGAUGUGUAAUGAUUUGAAUAGUGUCCAAGUACUCACAAGAUUGGCUCACUAUACUAAACUCCACCAAAACAGUUAACGCUGGCUGUGUACACAUCAUACAUUUAAAGCAGAUUUUUGCCCCAAAGAAUCCUGGGAACUGUAGUUUAUCCACCACGUAGCUGCACUUCCCAGCACACUUAAAACUACAGUUCCCAGGAUUCUUCAGGGUGGGGUAUGUGCUCUGUAUGGGGAAUCACAAGUUGGCAGAGCACUGUUGCACUCAUGACUUGCUUGUGGGCUUCCCAGAGGCAGAAUCUGGUUGGCUGGAUGCUGAACUAGAUGCGCCUUUGCAUGCACCUCCUUGCAUUCUUCUUCUUCCUAUUUUCCUCAAUGGAACUCAGGGCAGCUAAAUUGCUAAAUAGAUAUAUAAAAACAAUAAUAAAAAAUAAUAAUAGAAUUAAAACUAUUUACAGUCAUACCUCGGGUUACAGAUGCUUCAGGUUGCGUUUUUUUGGGUUACGGACUUGCCGAAACCCGGAAGUACCGGAACAGGUUACUUCUGGGUUUCGGGGGUCACGCAUGCGCAGAAAUGCUAAAUUGCGCUUUGCGCAUGUGCAGAAGCACGGAGUCGCAACCCACACGUGCUGAUUGCAAAUGCUGCAGGUUGCGAAUGUGCAUCCUGCACAGAUCAUGUUCGCAACCUGAGCGCCCACUGUACAUACAUAAGAUCUGUUUAAAACAUACAAAUAAUUGUACUGUAAACAGCAGGGCACCUACCCUUUCAUUAAAAGCAGUCAGUUCCCAAAAGCCUGUUGAAAGAAGAAGGUCUUUACCUGCCAGCCAAAGGACAACGAGGAGGGAGCCAGUCUGGAUUCUCCAAAGAGGGAGUUCCGGAGUCCGGGAGCAGUCACCAAGAAAGCCCUUUCCCGUGUCCCAAGGGACCAGAUCCCACCCAGAACUAUAUCUAGUAUUCCUAAUCCAUCCUCCCCAUGGACUUUAAUAAAGGCAAUAUGAUACUGGCAGCUGCAUUUCUCCUUUUCUGCAAUUGGAAGGAGAAAAGGCCUCCCAGCCACUCUGAGCAGUAGCACAGCCUUCGGCAGCCUGCCAGCCAUGUAUCCCACGCCUCUGGGAGUGACAGUAUGUCACCAUCUAGUGCCAAUCCCAUGGGCAUUCUGAAAUAUCACCAGGAGAGGCUGCCUGCUAUCAUUAUUGGUCUCAAGUAUUCUUUCUUCCUUUUUCUUUAAAAACAAACAAACAGAAAAAGGGGGUGGGGUUUAGCCUCCUCAUAGUUAACGAAGGUUAACUCCCACCUCAAACAUUUCAUAGAAAUUCAUUCCCCCUACAUCCCUGGAAGCAGAGAAUCCCACCCCACUUGAUGUGUGACAAAUGGUCCCAGAAAAAUGAAGGAAAGAUCGUUGGCUAUGCAAUCAUUAUUUCCACCCCCAGGCAAUUCUAUGAAGAAGUUUCUUUCUCUUUAGCUGCCUGAUUUAAUAGCCUUCUCGCUCUGUGGCUCUCUAUUGCUGGAGCCCCAGCUCCCAUAAUCCCUGGCCACUGGGCCAGUCUGUCUGGAGCUGAUGGGACUUGGAGUCCAACAACAUCUGCAAGGCCACAAGUUUCCCUGCCCUGCCUUGCACCCUUUUGGACAUAGAGGAACGUCCCCUGCUGCCAGAGGCACUGCUAGGUUUGUGAGGGGUGGGGGAGAUCAGGUACCUUCUGCCACCGCCAGCUCUGGCCUCUCCACUUGUGCUUUAGAUGCAGGAGGUUUUUAAACUCUUAAGAGAUGGGGCUCCUGCUACUCCCAGUAGCACAGUCCCCUCUUUGCCAGACCCCUCCGCCUAUAUGAUGUCUCACCACUUUGGAGCCACUCCAGGAAGCAUGGGUCGGCUGCCUCCCUCUUGCCACUCAGGACUUGGAGUGGCUCCAGAGCAACACGGCAUCCUAUUGCGUUGCAACACUCUGAAGCCCUUCUAGGAAGUCUAGGGGGACGGAGUGCUGCAAGGGACACGAGCCCCUUCUUAAUUUUGUUUAUUUAUUAAAGAAAAUGAGCCCUCCUCCACCUUUCACCUCUAAGAUAAUUGGCAGGGCCAUACUCAGGGGCAGAACAUCUGCUUUUCAUGCAAUUCCCAGCAUCUCCAGGUAGGGCUGGGAGGGAUCCCAGGAGUCAGUGUAGAAAAGAUGGGCCAAUGAGUGUGACUCAGUGUAUGGCAGCUUCCCAUGCUCCUCUUUUUCCUGCCCACUCCUUUCUCCAAAGGGCCAAGCCCCUCAGUCCACUGGCUGAGCUGGGCAGUGGGCCUUGGACAGUGCAAGUCCACUAUUCUGGUUCUCCAACACAGCCUUCCCUGCCCUUUCUAGAGGUUUUAUAUCCAAAAAUAACCAUAUUCUACUGGCUUUCACUGUUCCACCAGGUUUCUGAUAUGGCCACUAUAUAUGGCAUUCCAGCUCUCCCAUCUUGGCUUUGAGGCUUCAGUUAUCAGCCUGUACACAUCUAGGCAUUGCUCCUUCUCCAAAGGGCCUCUGUUUUGUUUGCAGUUUUUAUUCCUAUAAUAAUUUUUCUCUCUUUCGAACGGCCGUCUGGGUGCUCAUUGUCAAGUUCUACCCAAUCCCCAGUUUGAGGACCUAAAAUAUUUACACCAUCAUCUCUAAGAAAUUGAUCACCCUAAAAAGUCCCAGAAAUCAGAGUAAAAGCUGCUCUGUUAACUUUUUAAAGUUCUGCUUGGCAGGAGACUGAAAUGGACCUCACUUUGCCUUCCACAAUUUAUCACAGGGCACAAUUCCCCCUGCAUGACCCUAAUUGAACACGAACUGUGCAAGGUCUUAGGCUGUAUGUGCACACCAUACAUUUAAAGCACAUUGCUUCCCUGAAAGGACCUUGGGAACUGUAGCUUGUUAAGGGUGCUGAGAACUGCAGUUUUGUAAGCCAUAAACGACUGUUCCCAGUAUUAUUUAGGGAAGCAAUGUGCUCCUAAUGUAAGGUGUGUACAUAGCCACCAAAUUGCUCUUUUCUGCAGCAGCUACUCUGCACAGUAGGGCUUGCACAGGAGAAAUUCCUGGCGGAUUAUGUGCCCAGUGCAUCAAAUCUGCCUGUCUGCCACUUAUGGUAUCAUAAAAUCUGCUCCCUAACCUCAUGGUGAGGCCUCUACACUCAUGAACAGAAUUGUGCAAAAGCUAUUUGUGUAUCUCUGUGCUCUCUGCAUCCAUGUAUGUGUGCGAACAUGUGCAUUGGGACGUGUGUGUCCCUGCUGAGUUCUCAGAAGUAGGUUAUAGGAUGGGCGACGAGGGUGGCAGUAGGCAGCAUGGGAGGGGUGGGCUGUGGUGGUGUGAUGGCCAAAAAAAAGAGGGGGGAGCAGGGGGAGAAGGCAGCCCUUAAGCAGGCAAACCUCCUGCAUGCUAGCCAAGCCCAGAACCACAAGCCCGGCUGCCAUGUGGGCUCCUACACAUCUGGAAGGAAAUGGUUCCAAUUCUUCUAAUUGCAGUAAAACCCGUUUGGAAGGGAAAGCUCUGGGCUUGGAAAGACGCAUCCACAUUCCGUGGGUGGGAGGGGGGCCCACAGUGCGCCAAGGGAACAGCUCCCUCUUGGAAGCAAAGGGGUGGGAGAGAUGGGUCUGGUGGGAGGAGGGGUUCCCAGCAGAGCAGAGCAAGUGAGAAGCACAUACCCAAGCAGCCCUCACCUCGCGGGCACUGAGAAAACUUGGGCAAGCUCCUCUGUUGGAAUUAAUAACAACAAUGAUGACCUUAAUAAUAAUAAUAAUAAUAAUAAGGCACUUCAGAGCACUUUAUGUACAGUACAUGGUCCACAUAAUCCCCACAAUUGCCUGUAAAGUAGGUUAAAAGACAAGUCCUGCUUGAUGAGGCCAAAGGCCCAGUUAGUCCAGCAUCUCACCAGGUCCUUACGGGAAGCUCAAAAGCAGGUCCUGAGAACAUCAGUGCUCCCCGUCCCUUGUGAUUCCCAGCCGCUGGCUUUCAGAGGCAUCCAGAGGCAUACUCUGGUGGUGGAUGUUGGACAUAGCCCUUGUAGCUAGAAGCUGUUGAUAGUUUAUCCUCCAUGAAUUUGUCUAAUCCUCUUUUAAAGUCACUUAAGGUGGUGGCCAUUGCUACUCAAAACUGUUAUCCCCCUAUUGCAGAUGUGGCAGGGGGAAGACUGAGGGUAAGAGAUAUUGGCUUGCCUAAUGUCACGAAGUGAGUUUGUGGCCAGGGCAAUAUUUGAACCAUAAACUUCCUGACUACUGUUUCACUAUGACUUAGCUGUUCCACUAUGCUAUGAAAAGUAUGCAGCCCUAGGAGCCAAGCAUUUAGGCAUGAAUUUAGAUCUGGACAAGCUGGUACGUGUGUAGAGGACGGCAACCAAGAUGACCAAGGGUCUUGCAAACCAAGCCUUAUGAGGAACGGUUGAGGGAGCUGGGUAUGUUUAGCCUGGAAAAGAGGAGAUGGAGAGGAGAUAUGAGAGCCAUCUUCAAAUAUCUCAAGGGCUGUCACAUGGAAGAGAGAACAAGCUUGUUUUCUCCUGUUUUGCAGGCUAGGACUUGAGCCAGUGGCUUCAAGUUACAAGAAAGGAGAUUCUGACUAAACAGAAAAGAACUCUGGCAAUUAAGAGCUGUUCAACAGUGGAAUGGACUCCCUUUGAAGGAGGUGGACUCUCCUUCACUGGAGGUUGUUAAGCAGAGGUUGGGGGACCCAUCUGUCAGGGAUGUUUUAGUUGAGAUUCCUGCAUUGCACGGCAUUGGACUCGAUGGCCCUUGGGGUUCCUUCCAACCACACAAUUCUAUGAUUCUAUGGCGUGCAUAGGCAAACUCCGGCCUUCCAGAUGUUUUGGAACUACAAUUCCCAUCAUUCCUAGCUAACAGGACCAGUAAUCAGGGAUGAUGGGAAUUGUAGUCUCAAAACAUCUGGAGGGCCAGAGUUUGCCUAUGCCUGUUCUACGGUGUGGUCCAUACUGCGGCUGGCUCAGAACUCUGGUGUCUUCUAACAGGCAUUUCCUUCCUUUGUUACCAUUCAGACGGUCUUCACGGAGAUGCGCCAGGAGUGCAAGUGCCAUGGGAUGUCUGGCUCCUGCACGGUCAAGACCUGCUGGAUGCGGCUGCCCACUUUCCGGACCGUGGGGGACUUUCUCAAGGACCGCUUUGAUGGUGCGUCACGGGUCAUCUACGGCAACAAAGGCAGCAACCGGGCCUCCCGGGUGGAGCUGCACCACCUGGAGCCGGAGAAUCCUGCCCACAAGCCCCCUUCCCCCCACGACCUGGUCUAUUUUGAGAAGUCGCCCAACUUCUGCACCUACAGCGGCAAGACAGGGACAGCGGGGACAGCAGGCCGCUCCUGCAACAGCUCCUCCCCUGCCCUGGAUGGCUGCGAGCUGCUGUGCUGUGGGAGGGGGUACCGGACCCGGACGCAGCGGGUGACGGAGCGCUGCAACUGCACGUUCCACUGGUGCUGCCAUGUCAGCUGCUUGAACUGCACCAACAUGCAAGUGUUGCAUGAGUGCUUGUGA
Podarcis lilfordi (Lilford's wall lizard) is the source of this 16823-nucleotide messenger RNA. The record is from the annotation of a GenBank genome assembly. NCBI's taxonomy places the organism in Eukaryota, Metazoa, Chordata, Lepidosauria, Squamata, Lacertidae.